AUGCCACCACCAAGAAAGCAUUGGGUAAAGUUAAAAGUCCCUAAAGAAUUCUUGGAGAAGAUUCCAAGAUUCACUUUACCACCUCCUAAAACAAGAGUUAGAAAAGUAGCUGCAGAAAAGAAAAAUGGUAGUGAUUCGAACAGUAACUCCAAGACUUCUUCACCUCAACCAGAAAUGAAUUAUAGAAUCAAUUCCGGGUUAAAAGAAACAAGUACAUCAGGAUUGACCAUGAAUAGUAUCUCCGGUACUUAUACUUUAGAUAAGAGUGGUAAACCUGUUAACAAAUUUGUGAAAAGACCGAGACAAUUCAAAACAUUCAGUGGAUUCAAAGUAAAAUAUGUCACAUGGAAAGUGAAGAAAGAGAGAGAAAAGAAAGAGAAGAAAGAAGAUAAAAAGGAAGUCAAGGAGGUGAAAGAAGACGUAAAAAAUCUCGUGAUAAAAGAAGAACCGGAAGUUACUGCAUGA
Molecule: messenger RNA, 465 nt
Organism: Yamadazyma jaroonii
Lineage: Eukaryota; Fungi; Ascomycota; Pichiomycetes; Serinales; Debaryomycetaceae
Source: the annotation of a GenBank genome assembly